Geodia barretti is the source of this 498-nucleotide messenger RNA. The record is from the annotation of a GenBank genome assembly. Lineage: Eukaryota; Metazoa; Porifera; Demospongiae; Tetractinellida; Geodiidae.
AUGAUCGCUAUCAAGAUUAUCCAAAAGGGCGGUGCGACGAAAGAAUUCCUGGAUAAGUUUCUGCCGCGCGAGAUACGCGCCUUGCAGCGCCUCCACCAUCCGAACAUUCUUACCCUCUACCGCCUAGUGGAGACCCCACGACAGACAGGUGUACUUCAUGUGGAGAUGGCACACAAUGGUGAUCUCCUGGACUACAUCAAUACCAGCAGGGGCUUACCCGAGCAGCAAGCCCGGUUUGUGAUAAGAGGCAUAUCAUCGGGCAUCGCUUACUGCCACGCCAAGGGGAUCGUGCACCGAGACCUAAAGUGUGAGAACAUCAUGCUCACCAAAGACAUGGACAUCAAAAUUGGAGAUUUUGGUUUUGCUCGAGAAGUGGAUGACAGAGGGGCUGGAGUUUCCACUCCUUGUGGCUCCUUCUCAUAUGCAGCUCCCGAGCUCUUCUCCAACCGACUGGGAGCAACUUACGAUGCAAAGAAGGCUGACGUUUGGAGCAUGUGA